UUUUUCUCUUCAUUAUUUAUCCUGGAGCAUUUGUUGAUCUGUUCACCACCCAUUUACAACUUAUAUCACCAGUCCAGCAGCUAAGGAUAUUUUGUGCAGCUCUCUCCCACCUGCUUGCUACCCAGGACCGGUACGGGAGUCUCCGCCAUGGCCUCAGAGACAGAGAAAAUUAUGUGUCUCACCACAGAAAACGCAGAGAUUCCCGCUGAUUUUGUGGAGCUGCAGCCACUCAAUGAUAUCGAGGCGGUUUCUUUGGAAACCAACGUAAGCCAAACCAUCGAAGUGUAUGGAGAUGUAGGUGUCGAUUGGGCGCAUGGUGGCCACUACCACUCUCCUUUUAUUGCUCUGCAGCCACUUGCGGGCAGCAACCUGAGUAAUGGAGAUCAUGAUCAGGAAAUGAUUUUCGUGCAGACACGAGAGGAGGUGGUGGACUACCAAGACCCAGACAACCUACUACUUGGUGCUGAAUUUGAAAGCCAGAUGGUUUUGCCAAUUCAUGAAGACGACUAUCUCCAGCCGACCACUGCCUCUUUUUCUGGCUUAAUGGCGGCAGAGAGUGGUCAAGAUGAGCUCAGCCCCCUUGGAGGGAAUCUCUGUGGUUUGACGACCAUUAUCGAGGCUGGUGCAGAAGAAGGCUUGGACCCUGACCUGGGUGACAAACAGUGGGAGCAGAAGCAGAUACAAAUCGAUGGUCUUGAUGGAGAAUUUCCCUUCACCAUGUGGGAAGAUAAUGAAAAAGAAGAUCCCGUGGCUGAAGCACAGGCUGGUGAGUCAACCCCCGAUUAUUCUGAGUAUAUGACAGGGAAGAAAUUUCCUCCUGAAGGAAUACCUGGCAUUGAUCUUUCUGAUCCCAAACAACUGGCAGAAUUUACUAGCAUGAGACCCAGAAAGCCAAAAGGAGACUUUCCAAGACCUAUAGCAUGCUCUCAUAAAGGCUGCGGGAAGAUGUUCAAAGAUAAUUCUGCUAUGAGAAAGCACUUGCACAUCCAUGGGCCUAGAGUGCAUGUCUGUGCAGAAUGUGGCAAAGCUUUUGUUGAGAGUUCGAAGCUGAAACGGCAUCAGCUGGUUCACACUGGAGAGAAGCCCUACCAGUGUACCUUUGAAGGCUGUGGGAGACGCUUUUCCCUAGAUUUCAAUUUGCGCACACACGUGCGAAUCCACACUGGAGACAAACCCUUCGUGUGCCCAUUUGAUGCCUGCAACAAGAAGUUCGCUCAGUCGACAAACCUGAAAUCGCAUAUCUUAACACAUGUUAAGAACAAGUGACCAUUAGAAAGAAAUGAGAAGAUCCUUUUGAAGACUGGGAAGUAUUUUAUAGUAAUGUGCCUGAGACUAAAUAUGCCCCUAGUUUGAAUAGUUUCUAGGAAAGUUAUUGCAAAUGAAUUUUAUACAUAUCUGAAGUUUAUGUUUUGAUAAAGCAAAAGUUAAGUUUUAUAUUGAUAAGAUGCUCUAUUUUAUACUGCAGUAGUAUUUUGCAAAGUUUGGUUUCAACAGGAGACUAAUUCACAAACCUCCUAUUGUUGCUAAUGAUGGCCUUUGUUUUUAUGCUGGAGUGUUGAGAUAUUUGGUUAACAAGAGACAAAACUGUGAACCAUUCCUAAGAUAUCUUAUAUUCUGCAAUGGUAAUUUUAUGAAACUUGGUUUUAACAAGAGACUAUUUCAAGAACUAGAUAUCCCAAGAUGACUUGUUUUAUUCUACAGUGGUAUUUUUAUGAAACUUGCUUUCAACGGACUAAUUCAAAUGGUCUGUGCUAUUUUGCACUGAAGUUUUUUGACAAGUUUGAUUUCAACAGGAGACUAAAACCCCACUGUUGCUAAGAUGUUCUACGUUAUUCUGUGAGAUGAUUUUUUUGUGAAGUUUGGUUUCAACAGGGGACUAAAUCACAAACCUCAUAUUGCUCAGGUAUCCUAUCUUCUGCAACAGUGUUUUUUUUGAAGUUUGGUUUCAACAAGAGACAAUUUCACGAACUUCAUAUGCUAAAAUGACCCAUAUUAUUAUUCAACAAUGGUGUUUUUAUGAAACUUGCUUUCAAUAAACUUCAUUUUAUUGUAAAGUUAAUUUUAACAUUUGAGCCUCAAAACAUAAUGUUGCUAAUAUGUCCUGUUUUGCUCUGUAGUGGUGUUUUUUGAAGUUUGGUUUCAACAGGAGACUUAAUUCAUGAACCCCAUAUUUUUGUUAAGAUGUCUUAUUUUGCAAUGUUUUUUCUGUGAAAUUUGGUUUUGACAGGAGAAUAAUUCAUGAAAUUCAUGUCAAGUUACAUUUUUUUAUACAACUAUGUGAAAAUGGGACUUUUGCAUUCUCAUAAAUAUGAAGUUUACUUACUGUGCUUUAAAAUUGUGUGUGCUAAAUGCUCGUGCUUAUACUUUUAGGAAUGUGUUUAGUAAUUGUAUAUCUGAUUUCUGUGGAGUUGAUGUUUGUAAAAGUCUUUUAAGAAUCGACAGUUUUAUGCAUUCAUAUUAUUCUGAUACAGAAACUUUAUAGGUUUGUUUGCUGUCUUAAGUUUGGCAGUGUUCUUUGAUACCAAGACAUUUUGCACAAGUUUAUUUGUAUUAUUCAGUAUAGAAUGUUAGAUGACAUAAUUUUAUUAGCCAGUUUAAACAUCUUUUAGUCACUUUAUCCCAUCCCCAAAUAUUAUUUAGAGUGCUGAUGUUGAGUGUAAUUUCUUUGAUCAAUUAAGAUUAGUGUUGAUUGCAUAACAUCUUGUCUUCAAAUUGAUUGCAUAUUUGGUGUAUACUU
Molecule: messenger RNA, 2737 nt
Organism: Apodemus sylvaticus (European woodmouse)
Lineage: Eukaryota; Metazoa; Chordata; Mammalia; Rodentia; Muridae
Gene: Yy2
Product: YY2 transcription factor
Exons: 2
Coding region: 148-1266 (372 amino acids)
Biological process (GO): regulation of transcription by RNA polymerase II
Cellular component (GO): transcription regulator complex; PcG protein complex
Molecular function (GO): RNA polymerase II cis-regulatory region sequence-specific DNA binding; DNA-binding transcription factor activity, RNA polymerase II-specific
Source: RefSeq, a predicted model, not a curated record